GACACUCUGGCAACACCUUUGGCGUUGUCUCCUUUUUUGUCGAAAGAAAGAUAGCUUCACCUCACCACCCACACACCACAACCACCACCGCACCGCCAAUACGAAACACACAAUCGGGCACGAUCAUCACGACCUCCGACGAGAAGAAGAAUAUAUAAUCCAGAAUGUGGCUUUCCGCCGUGCUCCUCUCGUACCUCACCGUCGCCUCGGCGUUGAAGUUCGACCUCCCCGCGCAGCAGAAAAAGCACCUCAAGCCGCGAUGCAUCCGGAACUAUGUGGGCAAGGACACAUUGGUAGUCGUGACGGCGACACUGUCGGGGACGAAGGGAGAUGGGCAGACCGUCAACAUCUACAUUAAAGAUACCGUCGGCAACGAGUACGGAAAGGCGAAGGAUGCGGUUGGCGAGACGCCUCUGGCAUUCACCAGUCACGCCGAGGCCGCGUUCGAUGUUUGCUUCGAGAACACGCUCUCCGAUGGCAGGAAACUUGGCCUCGCUCGCUCCAUUGAGCUAGACGUCGAUAUCGGUGCCGAUGCGCGGGACUGGUCCGCGAUCCAAGCGGCGGAGAAGCUGAAGCCGGUCGAAGUCGAGUUGCGACGCAUCGAAGCCGUCACUGCCGAGAUCGUCAACCAGAUGGAUUACCUACGGCGGCGCGAGCAGAAGCUCAGAGAUACCAACGAGAGCACCAACGAGCGUGUCAAGUUCUUUUCUUUGGCGGUUAUGGCUACGCUGGUGGGACUCGGAGGGUGGCAGGUCGUGUACCUCAGGGCGUACUUCAGAAGCAAGCACCUCAUCUAGUAGAUACGUUGCGGGAUGGGAUCGAGCGACGGGUUGAUGGGUUCUUCUUUAAUGGCGAGAGAUAUCAUGGGAGAAGUGACCGAGAUGGGUCGGCGGAGUCGGAUUGUAUCAAAGAGCAUGCGUCUCCGUAGUAACGAAUGCCGUGAUGAUUUUUCCGUUCUAC
Messenger RNA from Tricharina praecox, 960 nucleotides. RefSeq names its product emp24/gp25L/p24 family/GOLD-domain-containing protein. NCBI's taxonomy places the organism in Eukaryota, Fungi, Ascomycota, Pezizomycetes, Pezizales, Pyronemataceae. The record is from RefSeq and is a predicted model, not a curated record. The transcript is spliced from 3 exons. Gene Ontology annotation, cellular component: COPII-coated ER to Golgi transport vesicle; endoplasmic reticulum; endoplasmic reticulum-Golgi intermediate compartment. The coding region runs from base 165 to 797 and encodes 210 amino acids. Gene Ontology annotation, biological process: intracellular protein transport; endoplasmic reticulum to Golgi vesicle-mediated transport; Golgi organization.